AUGAAACUUGGCAAGGCUCUGACAUGUUCCAAGUGUCAAGGAAGAUCUAAGAGGUUCGAUCCUGGCUUGCAAAGUGGAAGAAGCUCCAUGCUUUCUGAAGUGGAUCUAGAGGUGGAUAAGCAAAUGAGUGUUAUCAGAAAUAUCCAAGCUAUGCCUUGGCAUCCGCAUUUUACUGGAUUGGAAUCAGAAGCUCAACAAGACCUACAGUUCCUCUUGAAUCAACAGGAAUCUUUGUGGAAACAGAAAUCUCGGAUCCUUUGGCUGAAUGAGGGGGACAGAAACACCAAUAUUUUCCACUCAUCUACCCUUCAGAGGAGAAGCAGGAACAAAAUCAAUAGGUUAUUGUCACAGCGAGGGGAAUGGCUUGAGAAGGAAGGUGACAUUGAUAGAGAGAUUUUUUCCUUCUUCAACCAUCUCUUCUCUUCUGAUGGUUCUCAAAGCCUAGAGAGAGCUCUCCAAUUUAUUGGUCCUAGUUUCACUGAUGAUAGGAACACUGCUCUGUGUUUGCCCAUCUCUGAUGAAGAAGUCAAAGCGGCUGUUUUCAGUAUGAAGUCCCUGAAGGCCCCUGGUCCAGAUGGUCUUCCCCCUGUGUUCUUUCAGGCUUAUUGGUCGACAGUUGGUCCGAAAGUUUGUAAGGCUAUGAGAUCCUUCUUCAACUCGGGCUACCUCCUCAAGGAGGAAGCCAUCUUACCGUCCCGUGGUAUAAGGCAAGGAGAUCCUCUCUCCCCUAGCUUGUUUGUCCUUUGCACUGAGUGCCUCACAUCCUUGAUUGCGGGUGUGGCUGAUAAUGGUAACCUGAGUGGGUUGAGGAUCAAGCCUACCAGUCCCCAGCUCACGCACUCAUUCUUUGCCAAUGACUGUCUUAUCUUCCUCCAGGCAAACCAUAGCUCUCUCAGAAGCCUUCGAGUUGCUCUUUCUCUCUACUGUGAAGCUUCUAGACAAGCUGUGAAUGGUCAGAAGUCAUCCGCUUCCUUUAGUCUGGACACUCCCCAAAGGCUGAGACAUAUUUUUACUAAAAUUAUCAAUGUGGAAGGUCUAAUUAGCCCUGGAAUCUACCUUGGUCUUCCAUCAGAGAUUGGUAGGAACAAGAAGGCAGCGUUUCAAAUUCUCAAGGAUAGAACCAUUGCCAAAAUUGCUGGAUGGAAGGAGCAGUUGCUUUCCCAAGCGGGGAGAGAGGUUCUUAUUAAGGCAGUGGUGACAGCUUCUCCCUCCUAUCAUAUGUCCCACUUCAAAAUCCCCCAAGGUCUCCUGGAUGACAUCAGUAAAGCAAGCUGCAGUUUCUAUUGGGGCCAGAAAAGAGAGGAGAGAAAGAUUCAUUGGGUUGGUAAGGAUUGUAUUCAACUUCCAAAGCCUGAUGGAGGUCUUGGCUUUAAAGAUUUGUUUAUCCAGAACCAAGCUCUCUUGGCGAAGCUGGGGUGGCAGCUGAUAUCAAAUGAAGAAUCCCUGUGGGCGAGAUUGUUGAAGAGUAUUUACUACCCAUCGUCCUCCUUCUUCUUGGUCCAAACGGGGAGUAGGCCCUCUUGGGCUUGGAGGAGUAUAUUGCUUGGUAAGCAGCUGUUAGACCAAGGGUUGAUAUGGAUUGUCAGAGAUGGCAAAUGGGAUGUUGGGAAGCUGCAAUCCUUCUUCUUGCCCUUCGAAGUUGCUUGUAUCUUGCAGAUCCCUAUUAGCUCUAAAGGAUCCAGUGACAAGUUGUGUUGGGGCCCGGCUCCAAAUGGCAUUUUCUCGGUGAAGUCGGCGUAUAGGUUGGGUUCUCAACAGAGGAGCUACUUCUCAAAGUUUGUAAAGAAGGUCAACCUUACUUCAAAAGAGGUUUGGAAUAAUGUUUGUGGUGGUUGCGGUGCUGAAGCUGAAUCAACUGAGCAUGCCCUCUUCUAUUGCUCGGUGGCAAAGCAGGCAUGGUUUGCAUCGACGGUGGCAUUGAGAGUGGAUGCCUUUCCCAACCUUUCCCUUUCGGAGUGGAUUCUGAAGUGGAGUAGCCCCUCUGGAGCUCUAAAGAAAGAUUGA
This is a messenger RNA of Telopea speciosissima, 2004 nucleotides long. RefSeq lists its product as uncharacterized. The transcript has 4 exons. The record is from RefSeq and is a predicted model, not a curated record. NCBI's taxonomy places the organism in Eukaryota, Viridiplantae, Streptophyta, Magnoliopsida, Proteales, Proteaceae. Bases 1 to 2004 code for a protein of 667 amino acids.